Molecule: messenger RNA, 2086 nt
Organism: Myzus persicae (green peach aphid)
Lineage: Eukaryota; Metazoa; Arthropoda; Insecta; Hemiptera; Aphididae
Exons: 10
Coding region: 624-2015 (463 amino acids)
Biological process (GO): centrosome cycle; positive regulation of centriole elongation; interkinetic nuclear migration
Cellular component (GO): centriole; centrosome
Source: RefSeq, a predicted model, not a curated record
AAAAUGAAUCAUAUUAACUAAUGUAAUUAUAAAGUAUUGUCAAAAUGAUCACAAUUAAAUAGCUUUAAAUAAUAUUCACCUGUAAAAACAUUUUAUAAGUGUAUUUGGGUUAAAAAAAAAUUGUUAAGCAAACGAAAAUAAACAUUUUCUCCCUGCAGUAAAGAAGUUUCAACUCAGAAUUUCGAAGAUGAAAAUUAUGUUGUCUAUUGAUUUUAUAAACACUGUCUAUUAGUUGUAGCAGAAAGCAUUAUAGUUUUAUAGAAAAUACACGAAAAUAAGAAGAAUUUCUGUUAACUUAAACAAUGUUAUUUUGCGGAGGGUUAUUGUAUAAAUGAAUUAGAUAAAAGUUGAUCUGUAUGUGAAAUGCAAGUACUGAAUUAAACAAAACAAUUUUAUUUACAUUUUGUGGCCACUAAUAAUAUAAUGUAUUGUUUAUUCCAAGUUGAACUUAUCAUCCAUGAUGUAUUGAUAUUAACAAUAAUACACCAUGUACCUAUUUCCUAGUGAUAUAAACAUUUUACUUUACUGUAUGUAUGAUAUUUACAAUUUAGGAAAUGUUUAAAUAAAUAUAAAAAAUUUCAUUUAUAAUUAACAAUAACAUUCUGAAACAACAGAAAUUUAAUAUGGAUAACCAACAUCAAAGUUUGAGUUGCAUGGAUAAAACGAUAACUUUACAAAUAACAUCAGCUAAUGGAUUUGGUUUGCUUAGAGGAUCUGUUGUAAUACAUGCAACGUUCAUGAAGCAAAAAAUUAUAACACCUGAAAUUCCAGUACAUCAAAAUGAAUUGAAAAUUACCUCAGAUAUUAUAUGGUACAUGGAUAAUGCUACAUUAAAAAAGUCAAAAAUGUCUAAUACAUCUAUAAAAAUUGAGUGCUUCCAUAUUCCAACAAACAAAUCUAGUUCAAAAGAAAUGCUUGGUUAUUUAUUAUUAAAAGUGAAAGGGGCACAAACUAUUAAUCCAACAUCCAAUGACCGUAUAGAAAAUAAAACAUACAAAUUAAUAGGUUCAAAAAUUGGUAGUUAUCAUCUUAAUUUAUCAUUACGAAUUGAAGAUUAUAAUGGUAAAGCUAUUGACAAAUCAAAUGAAAAAAUAAAAAAUUUAAAACCGAAGAUUAAAGACAAUUUGAAAAAAGAUGAAAUUAAAUGUUUUGAAGAAAACGUUGAAAUAGUUUUACCAAAAUCUGUUGUAAAUAAUUUGUCAGAACAAAUAAAAAGUUUACCUGAAAAUAAUAAUUCCCAAAAGAUAUUCACGUGUAUUCAACAAAAAUUAAUUGAAGAAUUAGAAGAUUGGAAGGACAAACAAAUGCUGUUAUUUAAUGAAAAGAUAAAAACAAAAGAAGAACUACUAUUAAGAGAUUUGAAAAAUAAAUGGUCAGAUGAUAGAAAACACACCGAAGAGAAACUAACCCAUGCUAUGUCAAAAUGUAAAGAAUUAGCUAAAGAUUUGGACAAAAAGUCUAAUUUGUUAAAAGAAAGGGAUUCUAUAGUUACAGCUAAAGAACUAGAAGUUACCUGCCAAAAAGAUAGUAUGGAAAAUAAAUACAUUGCUUUAGUCCAAAAUAUACAGUCUUCCAAUACGCAAACAAUUAAUGAAUUGAAUAAUACAUUUUCUAAAUUGGAAGCUAAAUUGCAUAAAUCAGAAAAAUUUAAUAUUCUAUUGAAAAAAGAAAACGAAGCCCUGAAAUAUGAUGUCGAUACCAAUUGUGGAUUACUAGUACAAGAGUUAGAGAAAAAAAUUUCAAAUUUAGAGUAUAAAAUUGAAGAAGCCAAUAAGUCUUGUAAGUUCUUCAAAGAGCGGUGGAUAGCGUCUGUAAGAAAAAUUAACCAAAUGUACACAAAAUUUCAUGAAAAUAAAACCAAUAAACAUUUGCUUAACAAUAAACAAAAUAUUCAAAACAUAUUAACUAACCAAUUAGAAGAACGGCAACAAGACGAACAACAAUUAAGAACACUCUUAAAUGAUUUAGGUAAAUUACGACAGGAUAUGACCAACACUAAUUAUUUGGACUUAUGAAACACUUAAAUUGUAAAACAAAUAAUUGAGUACUAAUUAUAUUGUUUAUAAAAAAACAUACCUAUAGCUUA